Saccostrea cuccullata (small rock oyster) is the source of this 1397-nucleotide messenger RNA. RefSeq names its product retinol dehydrogenase 14-like. Lineage: Eukaryota; Metazoa; Mollusca; Bivalvia; Ostreida; Ostreidae. The transcript has a single exon. The coding region runs from base 64 to 1020 and encodes 318 amino acids. The record is from RefSeq and is a predicted model, not a curated record.
GCGUAACAGGAUACCUUGGGACUUGUAUAACUUACUUUCUUGCUUCUCUUAGAAAUGUAAACGAUGUCAGUUUGGAAAUACGCGACUGCAGGGUGUGUUUUUGCUCUUUCAAUUAUGGUCUUGAGGAAAAUGAUACGGUUUUAUAAACGUGGAAUCCCUAUUUGCAGUACUAAGGAAAUGCGGAACAAGACCGUCAUUGUUACUGGAGCAAAUUGUGGCAUUGGGAAGGCAACGGCACUGGAGCUCGCAAAGAAACAUGCCCGUGUCAUUAUGGCCUGCAGGAAUAAGGAGAAGGCAAAUGCUGCCAUAUUAGAUAUAAGGAAAAUGACAGGUUGUGGAGAACUUAUCUUUAAAUACCUCGAUCUCGAAUCUCUCAAAUCAGUUGAAGCUUUUUGUCAGGAUAUAAUUGAACAUGAACAAAAAUUACAUGUACUGAUCAACAAUGCUGCUGUAAUGAAUCACCCUUAUGCACAAACUGAAGACGGUUUAGAAAUUCAUAUGAGUGUCAACCACUUUGGAAAUUUUUUGCUCACAAACCGUCUUCUUGAUUUGAUGAAAAAAUCAUCUCCAAGCAGAAUAAUAUUUGUGUCUUCUGCCUUGCAUAAAUAUGGAAAAGUAAAUUUUGAAGACUUUAAAGGCCAUCAGAGAAAACCAUAUGCAGACAGUAAACUUGCUAAUGUGUACUUCGCACGCGAACUAGCAGAAAGGCUUCAGGGAACAGGCGUUAGUGUACACACAUUACACCCAGGCAUGGUUAACACAGAACUGUCAAGACAUUCUGUUUCUCCAGCUUUAAAUUUCAUCGUGAAUCCAAUUAAAUACCUUCUACUCUCCUCAGCAGAAGAAGGAAGUCAGGGCAUUGUACAUCUUGCAGUGGCUGGUCUAGGCAGUGAUACUGGAAAAUAUUACAACAAAAAAGGGCAGGAAGAAAAGUGGCCUGAGAUCUCUUCAGACAAGGCAAUGUGGAAGAAAAUGUGGGAAGUCAGUGAACAAUUGACCCAUCUCAAUAAAGCAAUUUAACAAUGCUCAAAGACUUUGUAAGGUUGUUAUUUAAGUUUUGAAACAACUGGAGGAUAUGCAAAUCAAAAAAAAAAAGAAAGAAAAGAAAAAAGAUCAUUGAACAUAUCACUAAAUAAAGUUUACCAAAAGAGUGAUGUACACCCGGCCAGCUGACUAUGUGGACAGAACAGUGAACUCAGUCAGUCACUGAAGAAAUAUUUACAAAACUGCUUAUAAACUAUGAAAAGCUGUGUUAAUAACAUAUUAAAUGUCAAAUUAUAAUGUAAAAAUGCAUUGAUCAAUGCCUAGCAUUAUCUCCCACAGAAUUCAUGAUUCAUUUUUAAAUUCAUGUAAUUCGCUAAGAGGUAGAAAUUUAUGCAAAAUAUUUGUUUCAUACA